This is a messenger RNA of Suillus bovinus, 1155 nucleotides long. RefSeq lists its product as uncharacterized. The transcript is spliced from 4 exons. Bases 168 to 1067 code for a protein of 299 amino acids. Lineage: Eukaryota; Fungi; Basidiomycota; Agaricomycetes; Boletales; Suillaceae. The record is from RefSeq and is a predicted model, not a curated record.
GCUCACCUUGGCGGGAGUCCUUCAUAGAGUAGUGUUCUACCCCCCGUCAUCCUCGCACGCGGUCAAAAAGGUGACGAGGCGAUGAAACAAUUUGUGAUUCCCUUACUUAAUUUUCUUUCUACAAUAUGUCCGUCCCUUGUCAUCGUUGAUUAGGUGCACUGCGCUCGAUGAACUCACCCUAUAAAUUGACAGGUACACAAAUCGCAUCCUCGCUCUCGAGAUGCUGCUCUUUUUAUGUGUCCUUUCAGAAGUUCGCACCAAGCCAGCGCAAAAACACGGACAAGUGGCUUUUUGUCGCCACAAUACUUUCUUCCCCCGUAUUUGCAAGCAAUUUAUACGAGAGCAGCGGUAUCAGACUUGAAGAGUCUACUGCUCAAUGCUUCGGUGAUUAUCGCCCCUCCCACAAAGACCUUGUGCCGUGUGGAAAAGUGCGCUUGUGGAUAGGUGAGCAUUAUCAGUUUUUACCUCUGCUGCGAUGCAUCUUAGGUAUCUUAUUGUGGGGGGUUCCACACCUGUUUUGUCGGUGCACUCUCCGAUCUCGUAUAUUUCUGUUAUAUUGGUCACGUGCCACAACACAUUGUCUUGGAACCACUCUUCCACUGGUGCUUAGGCAUUCACACUCCUACCUUCCACAUUUCGCCAAUACGCUUGUAUCUUCCGUAUCGUAUAUAAGCCUCCAUGUCUUAUCGCCACUCACUUAUCGUCUACAACCGCUGAAAUUUUCCAGCAGUUUUCGUCUUUCAAAGUACUACUCUUCUCCUUACAUAUUUAAUUUCUGCUUGAAUCAUGCAACAAGUGUGUUCAAUCCUGAAGUGCUCUGCAGUCAUCCCUGUUGCGGAGGGUCAAGAGGCAGCGGUGUUCGAUUGCAAGUCGAUUUGCGAAAAGUGCUAUGGCAAGCCGAUUUGCGCAAAAUGCGAUCGUUUGUUGCACACGCCGCUCCCAAUCAUCCCCGCAAGACAGAGCGAGCCGGCACACGAAGAACCAGGGGCUUAUCGGAUAGAAGCAAUCCACGCGUAUCUCCCGAGUCCCAAGCCGGGCUAUACGAUCAGGCUUAUAGAAGUUCCUGACGGCGAGGGUGGUAUGCGGUACGAAUAUAUUUCCCGCCGUGUGAAAUCUGAGAAGAGAUGCACCGACGCCAAGCUGUGGAAGCGUAUG